AGUUUGUGUAGUUCACGAAGUGAGCACAAACUGAGGAGAUUCACAUGUCAAUGUAGUCAUUAUAGCUGACAAAGACACUAUGUAUUUUCUUUAUUUCUUUAUUUGAAAAAAAAAAAACGGAAGAGAUACCAAAGCUGAGAGAGGUGCUGAGGAGGCUUAACCACAGUAACGCCAACAGAGUGGCCUCACAGUAUUUAACAAAUGCCACAGGCAUCCUGUCCCUCAUACAGACAUCCAAAGAUAACAACGAGGAGAUGAAUAUGGACAAAGCUAUACUGCACUAUGAGCUGAGGAAGAAGCUGGGCGAUGAACUGAAAUGUCUUAGAGUUGAUCAUUUAAAAUCAUUUAACGACCUGGAGAAGUGCCUCUCAGAUGGAGUUAAGAAAUCAGAGAUGAAAUGUGCUGACAUAACCAAGAAAAACGUGGCUGUACCACCAGGCAAAGGUGGUGGAUACCAUCAGACUCUAUCCGCCUUGUGCAGAAAUAAAGGUUACUUCAGGUCAAAAGAUGGAAAAACAAGAGACCUGAACAAGUCUUUGGCUGAAAUUAUGUAUGAAAGCAUCAAUGAAAAGUUUAACGCCUUCUUCCCAAAUGAAGGUGAGGGUUAUGAUGAAGGGUCAGUACGGGAGAAGGUCGAACGAUUCAGUGUCUGCUCGAUCAGUGUCACUGAGGGCUACAGCAACCCUGCAGCAAUGACUCACAUUCUGAGGUUCUUAAAAGCUGAGGAAGCCAAGCUGAAGCAUUUUAUAUAUAGAGAGAUUGCACAAAAAAAGAAGGAAAUAUAUGCAUCAAUCACCGAUUCCAUCAAAGAAGAAAUGGUUCCUGGCUACAACAAGGCUGAAGAAUGUGUUGGAACGGGAUCCAUGUUGGUGAAGCAGACAGUACUGAAACAACAUACUGAGUCACUAAAGCACACCAUGUUCAACAAAGCAAAGAACAGGAUGCUGACUUCGUUCAGACAUCUGACGAAAUCAAUUGAGAUCAUGUUGAGAGAGAAGCUACUGGAAGCUAUGGCUCAUGCACUGACUAAAUCCAACUUCCCGUUUAGCAUGGAUGUCAGCGCUGAAAUUAGAGAGCUGGAGAGGUUAUCUGCCCUAACUGAUGAAUAACAGCGGCAAGAAUCUAAUGAAGAGUUGGUGCGGUUUUUGUGUAGCCAUGUAAAUGUUUAUGGCUGGACAGACAGUUCAGAAAUUACAUGUAUAAAUCUUCUAUAUAUCAUGUAGAUACAAUGUGUUAAAAACUAGUGAGGUAUGGCUAGGAUGGUCAGUCUUUGUCAAGAAGGUCUGUGGUUCUACUGUCUCUUAGAACUCUCUAGAUCGACAUAAACAACACGUCAUUUGUUUCAGUACGUCUCUGAGUACUCUAUGAACAUCAGUCUCAGCUGGUAAAAGGCAGGGAAACACACUGGACAGAUCGCCAGUCCAUCGCAGGGCAGACACACAAACACAUUCACACCUAGGGGCAGUUUACUAUCUCCAGACUAAUGUGACUUAUGUGGGGACCGUAGAAAUCCAAGCAGAACCUUGAUUUUAUUUGAAUGAUUUAUAUAAUUGUUUGGGACUUAACAAUUAGGGUAGUAGGCUUGGCACUUAAAUGUUUUAAUGAUUUUAGAAUGUCAGAUAUAGAGUGUUAGAUUUAGAAAACAGGCCCUGGGCUCUGUAAAGGCAUGGCACUUAAAUGUUUUAAUAAUUUAAUGUUAAAAAUAGAAAAUAGGUCCUGGGCUUUGUAAAGCGGCUUGAAACUAUUUUAUUGUUUUGGCGCUAUAUCAAUAAAAUAAAAUUGAAUUAAAUUGAAAACAUGACCCAGUUUAAAAUAAAUGUAGUUCCUGUUAGUAUAUAGAGUUUGCUUCAUUACAAGUGCAGAAUGAAGAGGCUGAAAAGUUGUCCUUUUUAGCUGAUUAUUACUCACUUUGGUAACAUAAUUAAGAUUCAGACGUGCUGUUUUAGUGAAUCUCUUUAAUGUAACUACUGUCUAUGAACCUAUUGCCUAUUGAAUGAAAUAUGUAUUUUAUACAUUUAAUUCUAUUUUUCACCUUUCAUUUUAUGCUUCAUUUAACAUUUCUGUGCUCAAACAUUUCUGAUGCCAAUACACACAUAGAUGUCAAGAUGGCGGCGCGCACAGGUGCGGUGGCUCCUUGCUCUCCAGUGUGGUGCUUUGUUUAUACCGUUUUGUACUUGUUUUUUGUGUUAGUUAGUCGAGAUAUGCAUUGCAAGCUACGUCUACAGCCGCCAGGACAUAAUUGACUACGAAUUCCAAAUGUUGUUGUAUGCAAUUGACAAUGAUUUUUCUUUCUCUCUUUCUCUCUCGCUCUCUCUCUCUCUCUCUUUCUGUUCUCUGUGGGGGGAUAGGCUGUUACUGACUCAUCAUAUACGUAGUCAUUUAUGUCUCAGUAGAUAUGAUACAGUAGGCUAAUGAGCGUCAAUGUGGAGGUGUCUCUUUGAUUACUUCAGUGACAUUAUUUUGUUAGUUGCUUUGUGGACCCUUUUGGAUUUGUCAAACUGCUAAAUGUGUGUUUUCAGUCUUUUUAUAUUCUCUGUGAACAAGUGGUUUUGGUUAAUCUGAUUCAGCAGGAUAACUGAAUGUUCAUUAAUGAAUGAAUAUCAC
Messenger RNA from Clupea harengus (Atlantic herring), 2604 nucleotides. Its product is annotated as nuclear GTPase SLIP-GC-like. The record is from RefSeq and is a predicted model, not a curated record. The transcript has 8 exons. The coding region runs from base 255 to 1109 and encodes 284 amino acids. NCBI's taxonomy places the organism in Eukaryota, Metazoa, Chordata, Actinopteri, Clupeiformes, Clupeidae. Gene Ontology annotation, molecular function: GTPase activity; GTP binding.